AUGUCGUAUAGUAAAAAAAGUAUUUUUGCUUGUACUCCAGCUACUUCUCGUGGUCAAGCUGUUCAACUUGGCGUUGACCCAAAAGGAGAGAAUUUUCUAUACACGAAUGGUAAAACUGUUUUCAUUAGAAAUUUAAUUAAUCCAGCAAUUGCAAGAGAAUAUACUGGACAUUCAGCACAUACCACUGUUGCACGAUAUUCUCCCAGUGGUUAUUAUGUUGCAUCUGGAGAUAUUUAUGGAAAUGUUCGAAUUUGGGAUGCAAUUCAAGACGAAAAUAUAUUGAAACAUGAAGUUAAAGUCAUUAAUGGUAGGAUUAAUGAUCUUUGUUGGGAUUUCGAGAGUAAAAGAAUAAUUGCGGUCGGUAAUGGUAAAGAAAGAUAUGGACAUGCAUUUUUGUUUGAUACCGGAUCAUCUGCUGGAGAGAUCAUCGGACACUCUAAAGUGAUUAAUAGUGUUAGUAUUCGACAGAAACGACCUAUGCGAGCUGCCACUGCUUCUGAUGAUUUUACUGUUGUAUUCUUUCAUGGCCCACCUUUUAAACAAAAAUUGACAAUAAAAGAUCAUACGGCAUUUGUCCAAGGAGUUGAGUUUUCGCCUGAUGGUAGCAACUUCGUAACCGUUGGUUCAGACAAAAAAGUAAUUUUAUAUGAUGGAGAUACGGGUGAAAAGCGUAUUGAUUUUUCUGAAGUUGUUGGAAAAGAGUCUCAUAAAGGUGGUAUUUUUGCUGUAUCAUGGUCUCCUGAUAGCAAACAAUUGCUCACAUCAUCAGGAGAUAAAACAGUAAAAAUUUGGGAUGUUGAAGCUCAGAAAGUUGUUCGGACAUAUGAAUUUCCGGAUGUUGUUGAUAAUCAACAAAUUGGAAAUUUAUGGGCUGGAGAAUUUCUUGUCAGUCUUUCAUUAUCCGGAGACAUUAAUUAUUUGGAUCCGAAUUCUAAUUCUACUUCAAGAGUAGUCAAAGGCAGUGCUAUUUCAAUUAGCGGAGAAGGUCAUACUAAUCAAAUUAAUCAAAUUGCUCCUCUGGAUGGUAAAUUAUUUUCCAUUGGUAUGGAUGAUACUCUUCGGUCUAUUAAUGUUGAAACCAAGACAUUCAGUGAACCGAUAGUUAAAACCAAUGCGAUGCCAAAGGGAAUUGCCAUAAAAGAUGACAAAAUUAUCGUAUCUACUACAAAAUCCAUUGAAAUAAUUAAGAAUAAUGAAACCAUAUUUACACUGGAUAUUUCAUAUACUCCUACAGUUAUGGGAAUUACUACAAAUGGUUCUUUAAUCGCUGUUGGCACUGAUGGAUCCAAAAUGACAAUUUAUAAAUCGAAUGGUGAAAAGCUUGAGGAGGAGAAAGUGAUCACUAAUAGAAACGCCAUAUCGGCACUGGCAUUUUCGCCAGAUGGAACGUUGUUAGCUGUCGGUGAUGCGCAAGGAAAGAUUAAUGUAUAUGAUACUAACAGUUACGAGGUCAAGAUUUCACAAUGGGUGUUCCAUACAGCAAAGGUUAAUUGUAUUGCGUGGUCACCAGAUGGGCUUCAUGCGGCCAGUGGGUCAUUAGACACUUAUAUUUAUGUUUGGAGUAUAGAAAAACCAAUGAAGAACAUUGCUAUUAAAGGUGCGCAUCAGGUAGCUGUGACAGGCGUAACAUUUUUGGAUAAUGAAACUAUAUCUUCGGUUGGUCAUGACGCAUGUGUUAAAACUUGGACCAUUAAACAUCAUCAAGCCUAA
Molecule: messenger RNA, 1710 nt
Organism: Funneliformis mosseae
Lineage: Eukaryota; Fungi; Glomeromycota; Glomeromycetes; Glomerales; Glomeraceae
Source: the annotation of a GenBank genome assembly